Besnoitia besnoiti is the source of this 393-nucleotide messenger RNA. RefSeq lists its product as uncharacterized. The transcript has a single exon. Bases 1 to 393 code for a protein of 130 amino acids. The record is from RefSeq and is a predicted model, not a curated record. NCBI's taxonomy places the organism in Eukaryota, Apicomplexa, Conoidasida, Eucoccidiorida, Sarcocystidae.
AUGAGUGCUGUACUCCGGCCAACUGACGUACUGCAGGGUGACCAGGCGCAAGCCUUGCCGCGACAUGACAAAGAAUCACAAGGUCCUAGCGCUGAUCGAUUCGGGUCUACGCCCUUUUUCCUCUACGUCUUCGUCUCGGUGAUUAUUCUUCUCCACGCUGUUGCGUUCGUUGCAUGGUUUAUUUUCUUCCUGAGAGACCUCGCAACCAACAAAACAGCAUCUAUCAAAACCCCUGGUGUCAAGCGGGUUUCCGACAAGAAGGACCCGUCCGCCUCUGCCUCAGAGCCUUUUACCAAAACAACUAGCGCCGAGGGCGUGCCCAGCACUCUUUACCGAGAUUCUUUGAGACAGCGAAAGCCCAAUCCCUCUCAGAGUUCUGUCGGAUCCAGCUGA